UGUGUGUGUGUGUGUGUGUGUGUGUGUGUGUGUGUGUGUGCGUGUGUGCCCGCUGCUUUCGGUCUGUGCAAGGCCGCGGUCGUCACCGGUGCUCGAGGACUGGCCCGCGCCCGACUGCCCAGCAGCGUAAUUCGUUCAGCCAUGUAUGCGUGUGUUCUCGCCGGUUCCGUUUGCCCCACCAUCUACGGCGUCAUCAGGCUGCGUGCUCCAUCUUCCUCUCUGAUGCCCCUCCGGGGCCCACGUGACCCCUGUGGCAGUGGCUCUAGAGGACAGGACAGGGCAGGUGUGCGUGCGUGCGUGCGUGCGUGCGUGCGUGUGCGUGUGCGUGCUCUUUUUCAAACUGGACAGCCGGAAUCAGAUGUCCCUACCACCCAUCGACUAUCAUCAAGUACUUCCCCGUGGAUAUGACAUUUGCCAAAGCAACCUUACAUUGCAAGACGUUCAAUGCAAAGAUCGCAUCUAAGACCUCGUGCGUGCAGGACUUCCUGCGUCCCAGGGGCAGCUUUGCCUGGUUGGCCACCCAACACGGCCAUUUACAGUAUGCGAGUGACGAAAAACUUUAUGAUCUAACAUCUGACCCAGCACCCAAGCACAAGGUUGUGUGUGAACUUGAAUCGGAGAGUAGCUACAUGUGUGAGAAAAGCAGAGCUCACAUUGCUGUGUAUGCCAAUACGGCAACUUUGUCACAGGCGAAGGAGCAGUGCAGGCGCCUAGGCGGACGGUUACCCGCUGGAGGUGAUGAGGUCGACUGCCUAAAUCACGCUUUGACUACAAUGAGGGGAGGUUCUCCAGCCAAGGGAAACAAGCCAUGGGUAGAGAAAUAUGAUGAACAACCACUCAAUGUGGCAUCACCCAGCUACACUUUGCAUGACAGCAAGGAGAGAGCGAAGUGGCAUGUCGCACGACAAAUGCACACUGUGGCAUGUGCUUUCAAUCUGACCUCGUUCUUUGAUGCCUCGCCAACUAUACCCGGAAUCAGAUGUCCCUACCACCCAUCGACUAUCAUCAAGUACUUCCCCGUGGAUAUGACAUUUGCCAAAGCAACCUUACAUUGCAAGACGUUCAAUGCAAAGAUCGCAUCUAAGACCUCGUGCGUGCAGGACUUCCUGCGUCCCAGGGGCAGCUUUGCCUGGUUGGCCAGCCAACACGGCCAUUUACAGUAUGCGAGUGACGAAAAACUUUAUGAUCUAACAUCUGACCCAGCACCCAAGCACAAGGUUGUGUGUGAACUUGAAUCGGAGAGUAGCUACAUGUGUGAGAAAAGCAGAGCUCACAUUGCUGUGUAUGCCAAUACGGCAACUUUGUCACAGGCGAAGGAGCAGUGCAGGCGCCUAGGCGGACGGUUACCCGCUGGAGGUGAUGAGGUCGACUGCCUAAAUCACGCUUUGACUACAAUGAGGGGAGGUUCUCCAGCCAAGGGAAACAAGCCAUGCGUAGAGAAAUAUGAUGAACAACCACUCAAUGUGGCAUCACCCAGCUACACUUUGCAUGACAGCAAGGAGAGAGCGAAGUGGCAUGUCGCACGACAAAUGCACACUGUGGCAUGUGCUUUCAAUCUGAGAAAUGACGACCUGGAUCUCAUCGUCAACCAAAGUGUACAUUCUUUGUUGUUGAUAUCAUCUUAGUCAAUACCUCGAAUAAUAAUGUUUAAUUGUAUUAACUGG
This is a messenger RNA of Sycon ciliatum, 1664 nucleotides long. RefSeq lists its product as uncharacterized. The coding region runs from base 405 to 1625 and encodes 406 amino acids. The record is from RefSeq and is a predicted model, not a curated record. Lineage: Eukaryota; Metazoa; Porifera; Calcarea; Leucosolenida; Sycettidae. The transcript has 6 exons.